AUGACGAUGAACGUGGACGUCGUGCGCCAGAAGCUGCUGGACAGCGACACGAACACGGUGCUGAAGGAGCUGGUGGAUCUCUACCGUCGGGCCGAGAUCCUGCACACGCCGCAGCUUGGCCGCAUCCUCGAGGUGCUCUUCCCUGUCUGGAAGACCCUCUUGCACAGUACAUUACCGCCUCAGCGACGCGCUACGACACCGAAUCGCUGUCGGAAGGUGCUGCUGCAGAUUAUGAACCGACUUCCGAGCAAUGAAGCCGUGCGGCCGUACGUCCCGCAGCUGCUGCAGCUGCUCAUGGAGGUCUUGCAGAAAGACAACGAGGACAACGCAUUGAUUGCGCUCAAGACGCUGUUUGAUUUGCAUCGGAACUACCGUCCUGGACUGCGUAAUGAAGUGCAGCCAUUUCUGGAACUUGUCCAGCUUAUGUACAAGAACUUACCCACGACGGUGAAGAAGCAGUUCAGUGCACCGCUGGAUACUCUCAGGUCCGGCUCCGUAACGAUGACGACAAGUGCUGUUGCUGCUGCAAACGCUGCAGUAAUACUAGGAGUUGACCCAGAGGCAGCAAAAGAAGCACCGUCUGAAGUGGGUAAAGAAACGGUUAGUGCAACAAGUGGUACUACGACGGACUUUAAACAAGCAGGGGCAAUAGCAGGUGAGGGAAGUUCAAAUACCAGUGGAACGAGCGCAACAGCAGCCAUUGAUCCAGCACUAGACAGCAAUGCUGCUAGCUCCGCAAAUGCUGAAAUCAGAGAGGUCGUCACGGACGAGCCCAUUUGUAGCAACCUGGAGUCAUUUAAGACGAUCUCGGAACUGCCCCUGAUCAUUAUGCUGCUCUUCCAGUGUUACCCGAGCUAUAUUGAAGGCUACAUCCCAGUAUUGGUGCCGUUGAUGAUGUCAGCAUUGGCAUUACGGGCGCCAGAUACGGCCAUUGGUUCGCAGCCUUUGCGGUAUUUGGACUUUAUGGAUUGCCAAGUAAAGACGCUGUCCUUUGUGACAUACCUGUUGCGCGGAUGCGCGAGUCUCAUGCGUCCUUUUCAAGAUGCUAUAUGCGAGAGCACUGUCAAAUUGCUUGUCGUCUGUCCGAAAGAUGCCUUUGUGCUGCGGAAGGACAUCUUCGUAGCCGCCAGGCACGUCAUUUCUACCGACUUUCGACGAGGCUUUUACCCACAGCUUGAGCUCCUCAUGAAUGAUGACGUGCUUGUUGGAAAAGGACGUUGUAGCUUCUACCAGAUUCGUCCGCUGGCGUACUCGACUCUUGCCGAUAUGAUCCAUCACGUUCGAGACAUGCUAACACUCGCGCAAGUGAGCGCCAUUGUGGAAUUUUACGGCAAGCGAAUUCAUGACCCAACGCUGCCCAUUUCGAUACAAACGACCAGCAUUCGACUGCUGCUCAAUCUGGUCGACAUUAGUGCCAAGAAUGAGGACAUCGAUGCAUGGAAAGGCCGUAAUAUCCUGUCACGUAUUUUACUGAUUAUUUCCAGUAAGUUUGGCACGACGUUAGCACACCUGCCUACGGCUCUUGCCACGACGCUACGCAGUAAGUCAGGCGGGGACAGAAAUGACUUGUUGGAAGGAGGCGCCAUGGAUAAGAUCAAACACUCUAGCUUGCUUCCACGCGAAGUCGUGCAGAAAACGCAAUACGAGAGAAAGUUGGAGGCACUAUUGUUGCCGCACGUGCGCGCUCAGCGCCCUGCAGAUUCCAUCUUUGAGGAAGAACCAAGUAUUCGCGACAUCAAGUCACUAUUGCGGACAAUGAUCUUAGGUAUCCGUGCUGUUAUUUGGUGCACAGCCAAUUAUCGAAAUCCACAUGCCAAGGAUCUAUCUUUCGUCGACGCCAAUACAGCGGAUGGAAGUGGUUUGGCUGCUACAUCAGCUUCACAAGGGAUUCAUUCUGGCUUAGGCGUACACUCGGUCGACGCAGUUGGGAGUUUAUCGAGUCGAGCGUUCGGAAGCGAGCAUUUGUACCCACUGACUGAUGAUGAGCGUCUACUCAUCGUGAAAGUGCUUCGGAACGGACUGCGGUGCUUCAUUCUAUACACGUUAUCAGAAAACACACUGUCAGAGGAAAAACAAAUGCUGGACCACUUUGCCGGUGCAUUCACCGUAUUGGAAGCAACAGACUUUCGUGAUCUUUUUAUUUCCAAUAUCCAGCUACUCUAUGAGUGCAUUCUCCAAGAUCAUGCUAUUCUGACGAUUCCCCAGCAUUUCUUGGCUAACUCGAAUGUGAGCUGCUGGUUUGCCGAGAUUUUGUUGAAAUUUUUGAUUACACAAAUGGAGGAUCUGAGUGUUGACGCUGAGGGAAACCUACCUGAUACCAAACGCCUGGAAAAGGUCAUGAUGAUUGAGAAUUUGAAGUUCGAGAAGAUGCGACCGGUACUCCAAGUGCACCGUGCGUCUAUUGUACUUAGAUUGUUCAAGAUUGUCUUCGGCUCGGUCACGUUGUUUAAGUCGAAUGAAUCGGCGCUGUUUCCACAUUUACGCACGAUUAUCGAGUCGUGCUUGAAGCAAGCGACGUUUACGAAACACCCUGACAACUAUUUGCUGUUGCUGCGUGCCCUAUUCCGGUCAAUAUCAGGCGGUAAAUACGAAAACUUUUACAAGGAGGUUUUUCCGUUGCUACCAGGCGUGCUGUCAGCGCUGAUGCGGUUGCAAAAGCACAUGGCCAAACCAGCAAUGCAGGAGGUGCUUCUGGAGCUGUGCCUGACGAUUCCCGCAAGAUUGAGCUCACUACUACAGUACCUACCUUCUCUAAUGAAAUCGGUCGUGCGGGCGAUAUUAUCGCGUGGUGAGCUCGCGUACUUAGGACUACGGACGCUUGAGUUCUGGGUAGAUAAUCUCAACCCAGACUUUCUUUAUCCCAUUAUGACAUCUCAGGAUCGGUUGCUUACGGAGAUCAUUGAGGCACUGAAUACGCACCUUAUUCCACCUCCGUACCCGUAUGGUGAAUUAGCUAUGCGGAUCCUUGGCAAAAUCGGCGGGCGAAAUCGACAAUAUCUCAUGGAUUCGCUGAACUUAGACUACCAAGAACAUGCGUUCACUCGAUUAGCGUUCACAUUUCAAUGGAGUGAAACAGGGGACGACAAUGAUAUCGACAUGGGCGAUGGCGUCAUACUCACGAUGAAUAACAAAUUCCCGAUGGAGAUGGAUGUGCUGGUUGCGCAGGCAACAAAAAUACUCCGUAUGUAUUUGCGAAAGUCUUCGGUGGAGCGCAGUAGUAACAGUGGCAAGUUUGAUUCGCGGCUUGCCGAUGCUGACGAGUUUGAAGAAAGUGAAAAUUUAGCUAGUUCCUCUUUCUUGCUUGAGAAAGAUGACAAGACGCUUCAGUUGGAGACAGAGACAUUAGGAAAAAUCCGCGGAUUCAUUCUCCGGCAUAAACGUACGGCAUUUUCUUUCGUGUCUCGCGCGGCUCUAGUAUCACUUAACGUCAACCACUAUGCGAAUGCCGGUGAAGAGGUAGAUAAAAAUGAGGUUAUGGCAAAUAACGUGGGUGCACAGCAUACGAAACCACCGCGGGGAGUGAUUUUGCAGGAGGCAUUACGAUCCACACGUGAACAGCUACUGCAAGGAUUGUUCGAGGCGAUGGUGGAUAUUGAUGUUGGUUCGGAGGCGAAGGAAAUUUUGAAAGGCAUUGCAGGUCACUUAACCCUAUUAUCUUUAGCCAAGUGCUCACGUGAACAGCCUGAUGUUGCUGUGCUUUCGUCGUUGCAUCCGUCAACAUUGUAUGCAGCAACAAGAGGCCUAUCGCCCGGGCGAAAUCUGGCGACGUCAAAACGAAUCGAAACAAUACGCCAAGCGACAUACGGCGCCGCCGAAAUGGCGGAUACCGACGUGACGAAUGAUUUCUAUUCGUUUGUGCAAGUAACAGCAGUAGCGCUAGGUUCCCCUGAUCAACGUACCGUCGAUGCCGCAACAGGGAUUGUUACUUCUAUCAUUCAGACGGCGGUCGCGCAGUUUGACUCACCACAGUUAGCUAUAGAACGCGGGGGUGCGUUUUUUAAUAGUAUUUGUGAGGUUUUUGUGCAUGGAUGUUACGGCAAGGGAAGUUGGCGUCAGAAGCUGGGAGGUGUAAUCGGCAUCAAACUUCUCAUCAAUUCGCUAGAGACUCAGUGGUGUCACGAAAAUGAGCUUACGAUAAUGAAGGCGUUGUUCUUCGUCCUUUCAGACCAUCCACUGGAACUGAGUACGACCAUAAGUUCUGAGACCGGUGAGACACUAGUGGAAGCUGUAAAAACAGCUUGGAAAGUUCGUGUCGGAUAUGUGGACCGACUCGGCGACGAUGCUGCUAAGAUUGAAGGCUUUUUGUCGUGUGUUGCCUUCCAGGAUACCGAGGUAUUUCAGAUGUUUGUGGUGGAACUCCUCAGUCCAAAUGCACCAACACGACAGUAUGCGAAACACUGUAUAACCACGGUGGCGUCGCUGCAGAAAACAAGUGUUUCAGCCGUGCUUUAUCCGUACCAUCAAUUGAUCAGUAAGCAGAUCACUGGGUGCAAUCUACGCAUGUUGCCUAGCAGUACCAGGACGGGUUAUGUGGACGCGAUGGCGUUCGCACUGUCACUAGAUCCACCGAUCUUUUCGCUUACAAAGGAGAUCAUGACUUUUCUUCAGGAUGUGUGGAAGCUAAUCUCGGAGGACUCACAGCGCGAUGGAGUAACAAUGAUCGGGGCUGAGAGUCCAAACAAUACUGGAGACGCCACGCCAGCAAUCCCUGGUUCAAGUGUUUCGGCCCAAGAAUAUCCAUUUGGACUGUCGCAAGCGUGUGAACUGCGCAUUGCCGCCGCAAAACUCCUCCGAGCGGCGUUUCUAUCAGCGCCCGAUGACCUUAAUCAGAACCCCGAGUAUCGCAAUCGCUUCGUGGGUGUAUUCUUUCGGUAUCUGACGGGUCAACCCCCAGAGCUGGUACAGGUAGCUCAGGAUGCGUUAACAGACGUGAUCCAGCUGAACGAGCAAAACAAGGAUGUGUUUCUACCGAAGGAGCUUUUGCAGCAGUGUUUACGGCCUGUACUUCUAAACCUGGCUGACUAUCGGAAGCUUAAGCUACCAUUACUUGAAGGACUAUCCCGUCUAUUGACGCUGUUGAGCAGCUGUUUUAACGUGACACUCGGGGAAAAGCUACUGGAACACUUGAAGCAGUGGCGGGAUCCGGACCGAAUUAUCAACGCAGGAAUUUGGAAGCGAGGCGAAGAACCCACUGUAGCAGCAGCGAUUGUGGACCUAUUUCACCUGCUGCCCCCGAAUGAUGCGUUUUUGGAGCCACUCAUUAAUUGUGUGGUGGACCUUGAGGCCGUGCUGUCAAAAUACGGAAGCUACGGCAAAAUGAGCUCGCCGUAUCGAAGUCCACUGACGCGUUUUUUGAACCGCUACGCGUCCAUGACCGUCUCGUUCUUUUUGAAGCGUGAGCAUUUGGUUGAAGAGAAAUAUUCGUCGCUUUUCCAGCAACUUAUCAAGCUGCCAGAGGCAGCUCCUCUUCGUGCGGUCAUUAUUGAUGAUGGAGGGGCCGAAUCAGUGCUGGAGGCAACGUGUAAUGCAGCUCUUAAGCUUGGCGCUAGUUUCGGAGACACCAAUGCGAGUGCAGGCGCGUCAAGUGAUGACAAGGUGCAGGUUCAGAUUCAGUUGAAUGCACAGAAAGCGGCAACACAGGCUGUAGCAACUGCUCAGGCUCAAGGAAUGACAGCCUCUGCGGCGGAGGCUCGUGGGGCACAAGCUCGUGCGGCAUACGUAGUGAAAGCGCAGUCUCAAGUAAGUGCUCAGCAAGCCUUGAAGGUACAGUCACAAGUGCAAAUUCAGGCCAAUGCGCAAAAAUUGCAUGCGCAGACACUAGCAGUAGCACAGGCACAAGGACUGUCGCUGGUGCAAGCCCAAACGAAAGCUCAAUUCGCCAGCAAGGAGUACAUUGCUAAAGCUCAGAGCCACAUUUCGUCUACAGCUAUGCAAGCUUCCCUGCCUAAUCCAAUGAUGAACUUACUGGUCACGCAGCAGCAAGCACAGCAGCUACAAGCUCAAAUACAAGUGAACGCCCAGAAAGUUCAUGCUCAAGCUCUUGCAACUGCACAAGCGCAAGGACUGAAGCCAAUGCAAGCGCAGGAAAAAGCGAAACAGGCCCAGGCAACAUACGUACAUCGUGCGAAUGCCCAAGCUCAGGCAAAACUCGCUCGAGCUCAAAGCCAAGGGUCAUCUCUGGCGUUGGGCGACAGCUCAACUGCUGUCCCCAGUGGUCCAUUUACAUCCAGUGCCCAGCGAGAGGCAUUAGAACUGCAUUACCAAGGAUUGCGAUUAAUCCGAUCAAUUAGCAAGCUCCAUCCGUCGUGGUUGGCGUCACAGACGGUGAUCAUCGAUUGCUUGAGAAAGCUUUGGCGAUCGUCAGCCCGUAUUCAGCGGCUUGCGGGGCAUGAUCGGCUCCCUAUUAAGUUCCACCUUGAGUCUAAGUUGCUCAUCAAAUGUUUGAUUACGUACAGUCGUGUCAAGCAAGAAGACGUGCAGGUGCCACUGGAUAUGGUCUCGGUGUUUCUACACCGAACGCCUUUUGAUUAUAGCUUCUUGCAGAUGUUUUAUCGUGAAGAAGUUGCGACGAAGUACAGUGCUGCAAACAAGCGCAACCUUGUCCGACUAUUUCUGCGCAUGCUUCGUGAACCUGGUGCAUCCGAGGAGUUAAAGGUACAUGCCAUUCAGCUGUUAAUAACGCCCGUCUUAACUGCGUCGUUUGAGGAUCCGAACGUCAACAAUAUCGACGUGGUGGACCUUGACACAGUUAUGUGGAUGUUACGUGAGAUUUUGGCGAGCAAGGAUUCUCCACCGGAUGCGAUGCAAAGCCUUCAAAUUGAAUUGCUCAAGCUAGGUACAUUGCUCAUUCAGCACAUGAGCAAGUACGUAACGGACUACCGGAAGGAAGUGAUAAAGUUUGCAUGGAACCACCUGAAGGCUCAUGACUUGACUUCCAAGCUUUGGGCGUACGUGAAUGUUUGCCGGUUUAUCUCCGUGUACGAUACUCCGCCGAAAAUUGUCUUGCAAGUGUAUGUAGCUCUGUUGCGGACACAUGAGAUGGAUGCACGUUUUCUUGUACGCAAAGCGUUCGAUAUUCUCUUGCCGGCCUUGCCAAAUCGACUGCCGUCCAACGAAUUUAUCAAAGCCAUCAAGUGGACGAAGAAGAUCGCUUACGAAGAAGGUCAUGUGCUUGGGCAGCUCGUGCAUAUUUGGUUUCUGAUAGUUCGUCAUCCAGCGUUAUUUUAUCCGUUCCGCGGCCAGUUUAUUCCCCUCAUGGUGAAUUCACUGAACCGCUUGGCAAUUCCUCCGAGUAGUACGCCAGACAAUCGUAGGCUGGCGGUGAAUAUUGUGGAUCUGGUCAUUUCGUGGGAGCAGACACGUCAAGAUCGACUGACUAUGCGAGGUACUUGUUCUGGACCAAAGGUCUCAAGCCCUGCCGAAGAGCGAAAGCGAAGUUUGCCCGCAAUGAGCUUAGCAGCAGCGUUGGAAAAUACAUCAGACGAUCAUGCUGCAAAGAAACGGAAAAUCUUGGCAGCUGAAGGUGCUUGUCCAUCAGAUGCAAAAGCUUUGUGUAUUCAGGCGAGUACACAUCUUGGUGGAGGUGGAAAUAGCGGAUCACAGAAUCAAGUCCCGUCGCGAACACUGGCUGCUGGAUCUGGCCAGCAGCAAACACAAGUUGCGGCGUCGCUACCACCAGAAGCAAAUCGGGUGGCGAACAGCGAAGACGAUUUUGAGCUGAGUGGCGCUAUGGUUGAUUUGGUGAUCAACUUUGCUUUCCGCUUCGCACUUGCAUCUGCAGAUAAGCAGGAAACGAGCCGAUUGGCGAAAACUUGUGGUGAACUAUUUGACAAGGCACUUCGUUUGUGGCCGUCUGCAUCCAUCCGCUUUUCGUACUUUGACAAGCUCAUCGCUGUGACUGCGGAGACAGUUCUCCGACAGCAGCAACAUUUGCAGGCUAGUAUGAACGCUGCUGCAACUACCACUACCACUGGAUCAACAGGACCACAAGGUCCGAUACCAGCGCCAUUGUUACCGACAGUGAUGCCCUCAUUCUUUGCUAUUCCGAAAGGUGCUCCUCUAUCGUCGCUCGCGAUUCUCGACGCUGUCUUGGGUAUCUUGAACUCUUUAAUCUCACCCGAAGUCGUUCUGAUGUCCAAACGUCCGGUACCAUAUGUCAUUCAGUACGCACCGCGUAUAAUGAAACUGCUGGAGCCGUGUUUCGAUCGCCAGAGCCAUGAAAUUCAAGCGAGCCUGACGAGGUUCUUACGCCGCAUGGCAGAGUUGUAUCCGCCAUCUCGCGCACCUCAACCUUUAGUUGCCUGCAAAUUUUAUCCGUGGCUUCGUGAGAUCAUCAACGAGCGUCUCGUGAACGCAGCGAUGUUUCAGCAAGAUUUUGGCGUCGAUAGGACAGGCUUGUCCGGUGGACCGAGCGUGUUGGCCUCAAAAUCCAAGGGAAAAAAUGUGGCACAAAGUGUGACCGGACCGAAACCUAAAGAGCAGGGAGGACCGGGUGGCAAUGCUGUAGUAGGAUGUACUUCAGGCGAGCAGCGGAAGGAUCCGAGUGGCAUCAAUCCAUUGAUCAAUCACGAGGCAGCGCGCAUGCGCUUGCUGUUUUCACAACACCCCCGGACUACUAUGUCAUCCUCGAGCUACCCCGGCGAGUUUACUUUGAAACUGCUGAGUGGCCUAGCCGACAUGGCUCCAGAUUUCGUCGAUCAUUUUGCCCCGGCGCUGUUAAAACUAGCGCAGCAUUUCACACGUGAGCAUCUGAUUCAGCCGUCUACCGCUGGAGGCGGAGGUACUCAUGGUGGGAAACAUAUCGGGAGUAAUGACACAGCUAUAGGUGUAGAAAGUGGACAAGCAGUAGUGGAUUCGUUUGGACGGAACCGAGUGAUGGCUACACCGUCGUUAGCCAUUGUGAACGAAUGGAAUCAGCUGCUGGCGGGACGAUGCAACUUAGCGGUCAAUAAGGCUGUAAACAAGCGCGAGGUAGUAGGUGAUACAUCUGCGUCGAAGAAGAAGGGAAGGAGUAACGAUCAGUGUUUCGGUGUCGAAAUGGUGAACACAAAGGCGGGCAGUGCGAUGAAAAAAAAGAUGGGGACUGGUACAAACACUGCCUGCACGCCGGCUGGGUACACUGAUGGUGAUGGCAAGCGACCGAUCGAGCUCCUUGUCUUGUGCUACACUUUGCUGGCAAAGUGUACUUUCACGACGAGUGAACACCGCCGUCUGUAUAAGAAUUUGCUGGUGCACUGUUUGGAGGGCUCAUACAACAUUCCGCUUCUGCUUCAAAUCACAAAGAUUGUGGCGAAGAUGAUUGUCUCCACCGAUGCUCAUAAGCAAAUACUGACUACUAAAGACACAAUGACUAUGCUAAGCAAGAUGGCAACGUUCGACCGGCUCAACGAGAUAGCUGCUAUUCCGCUAAAUGAGGAAUACUACCAGCUGGUACUCAAGCUCUGUGACCCACCAUCGGGCAAUUCCAGCAGUCACGUUCCUCUGUUGCACCUGAGCCCGACUACACAGAGUCAUAGCCUCACGACACACUUUAUGGCGGGCUUGCUUGCUCCAGAUCCAGCAACGCGGGAGAAAUUCCUGAAAAUUUUCUUUGCAGCUAGCGGACCUGGUCCCGUGGCUCGCCUACAACUCGUGCUUCGCCAGGAUUGGCAAGCUUGUGGAACUAGAUACUGGCCUGUGAUUGCAAUCGAAACUUUAUUGGCAGCCAUCUCCCCGGCAACGCAACCAAUCGCUUCUGUUCUGCCAAGUCAAACAUCUUCAGCAAAUAGAGCGUGGACGAAAAAGUCUGUCCACACUGGUUUUCUUGACGGUUUUGGGCAGGUGGAAUCGUCAGAGCUCACGUCCAGUUUACGUGAGUUAGCACACAUUGAUUUGGAGCUAGCCAAAGAGUUGUGGGUAAGUUUGUUCAGUGCAGUGUGGAAUUUGCUGAAAGAGUCGGACCAGGUACAGAUGACAGGUCAAUUGCUGAAGAUAUUAGCGUCUAAGUACAACAAGCGUGACCUCAACGUGCCGCUUGGUCAGUCUACUCUACGCCGUACAAAUGUCGUACAGACGUUGAUGAAAGGAAUCAUAAGCACCAGCCCUAGUGCGCCAGUGAUGACACCUGAGCUUGUUCUGCACAUAGCGUCAGCCUAUGACGUGUGGAGCUGUGCGCUGAGGCUCUGCGAGUUUCACGCGGAGAAACCGGACCUCAAUGUCGAGAGCCGGCUGCGAUGGAUUGAAGCCCUCAGUGCGAUCUACAAGCAGCUGAGCGAGGAUGAUCUUCGUAUCGGAUUGAGUCUUGAAAAUGUCGAGCAGUCCGAGACGCGAACAGCACUGUCUCUGGAAGCGCUUGGCUGCGUCCAUGAAGCGCAGGAGGAAUAUUUCUCUAUGCUGUCGAAAACUCAAAGCGGACGUGUUAGCGCCAAGGAUGUAAAUCUCUUUGAGUUGAGGUUGUGGGAGGAGCGUUGGGUAGGAUGUGCGAAGCAACUGUGCCAAUGGCAGCUCAUGAAUGACUUCGCCAAGUCAACGCAGAAUCAGGAAUUGCUUCUCGAUUGUGCUUGGAAACGUGGAGAUUGGGCUUCGGCAAAACAGUUGCUGUUGUUGCCAUCAAUGCAGUCCUCAGCAGAGCUAGGAUGUCCACAGACCCGUCUACAACGGUUGUACAUUUCAAUUCUCGACGCAGACAAGCGCAGUGUUGUCGACAACCUUACCGCUCAGACCGCUGAGUUAGCGCUGCACCAAUGGCAAGGGCUACCACGAAUUCUUUCUCGCGCUCAUUUGCCACUUAUGCAUCUGUUCCACAAGUUUGUUGAGGUGAAAGAGUCGAUCCAGAUGAUGGAAGACAUUAAGUCUGCAAGUACGCAACACGCGGGUCUGCCGAACCUGAAGCCGUCUAUCAAUACGUGGCGGGAGCGCUUACCAAAUAAGUGGGAACCCAUUCUACUGUGGGACGAUAUUCUAACGUGGAGAUCACACAUGUUCCAAGUGGUCAAGACAACAUUUGCGUGGAGCGACGCGCAGGUGCUUGCCUGCAUGCACGAUAGUCCCUGGUCUGUGAUCAAACUUGCGCACACGGCUCGUAAACAGCGACUACCCGACGUGUGUCUUGGCGCGCUCGCAAAAUUGUACUUGAUUCCAGCGAUGGAUGUGCAGGACGCCUUUUCAAAGCUCCGUGAGCAAGUGAGCAUUUGCUACGAAAGUGCUACCGAAUAUUCCAGUGGACUUAGCAUCCUGAACACAACUAAUCUGGACUAUUUCAGCCUUCGGCAGAAGGCGGAGAUGUUUCGGCUAAAGGCACUCUUCUUAGAGGCACAAGGAUCGCUUCCGGAUGCCAACCAGACGUUUUCACAUUGUUUGCAAAUUUGCGAUAGUUAUGGCAAAGGGUGGCUUUCGUGGGGGCACUAUUGCUACCGGCUGUUCCUCGUGCAGAAAGAUCUCGCGCUGGCUUCACAGACCAUUGCAUGCUACUUGCAGGCUAUUCACCACAGGUGCAAUUCAGCACGUCUUAUGAUUGCGCGUGUGCUUUGGUUGCUGAACAUGGAUGACCGACGAGGAGUGCUUAUCCAGGCUUUUGAGACACACGGAAAGCAGUUGCCGAUCUGGAUAUGGAUCGUGUGGAUCCCACAGCUACUGGUGGCACUGGGGCGUCCAGAAGCACCCCAAAUUCGAGGCUUGCUGCGGGGCCUCUCAGCCAAAUUUCCUCAAGCGCUGUAUUACACGAUGCGAGCUUUCUUUCUAGAAAACCGUGACAAUGCUAUGAUGCCUACCAACCAACCACAAGCACCAGGUGCAGUAGGCUCAACAGGCGCGUCGCCUUCUACAGGUGGAAUGCCUCCAUCUGGGGCGCAUAUGUACUACCGGACAAAGUCCGGACACGUUGUCGGGGUCCCAUCGACUCUGCCGAUUGCACGAGUCCAGGAAGUUCCUGGUCUAGUUGGUCCACCUUGCCCGACACCCGCAGCUUUCAAUGCAGCUCCUGGCGUCGUAUUGUCACUGGAUACAUGGACUGAAAAGGUUCGUGCCAACAAUGGUGACGGCCAUUCACUGAAGGCUGAAGUCGGCCCUGUACAAUACACGGAGGACUUGUUGAACUUCUUGCGUCGAUCACACGACUCCCUUACGUUCGAGAUGGAGUGUAUGCUAGAAGAGUUGAUUACCCGAUUUCGACCGGAGCCAGAAGAAGAGCUUCUCACGGCUGUCCAUGCACUUCUUCUGAAGUGUUAUCAGCUUUCAAGAUUGACAAAGACUGAGCCUGUGCCGAAGAUGUUGCGGGCUGCGCUUGCAAGAGUGUGUCGGAAGCUCUUCGUGUUGCUUCCACACCAGAAAAAUGAAAGCCAUGAGGCAUUUGUUGAGGAGUUCAAGGACGCAUUCGAGCGUGACUUUACCCUGCUCGGAGACGAGCAUGCACAGCAGCAAGGCGAAGCGGCCGUGACUCUUUACGAGAUCAUGAAUCGCUUGAAGCGGUGGAAGAGCUUACUGCAACUGCGUGUAAAGAAGGUUGGUAAACGAAAUGCUGGUAAGCUUUAUCUAGAGCAGUACAGUCGUCACCUGAUGGAACUCAGCAGUUCCAACAUGGAGGUUCUAGGGCAGUACGUCUCGGACAGUGAGCCUAUCAAGGAUUUACACGCGCGUAUUCAGCACUUUGAGAGUACGGUGGACGUGCUGUUGCGUAACGGCUUUACUCAGCGACGUGUUGCAAUGGGUGGCAGCGACGGCCGAUCCUACUACUUCCUGGUACAGUACGCGAUGACGCACAUUACCCGCACAGAUGAAAGGAUGAUGCAGAUGUAUUUACUACUGAAUCGACUGCUGCUGCGCCACAAGGAAACCAGGAAGCGUAACACAGUCUUCCACGUGCCAAAGGUGAUCCCUCUGACACCACGCGUGCGGCUACUGGAGGACAACCGUGACUUUGUUACGCUUGGCGAAAUCUAUGAACUCGAUUGUCAAAUCGAGAACAAGGAUCCGGACGUUCCAGUUGAGUUGUAUCGAGAACGUGUGAGCGAAGCCUUUGCAGCGACUGGGGCAGAAAACAACCGGGGUAUGCAGGAAGAGGACCGUGUUGCGCAGGCAAAAGCCCGUGCAUUUCACGAAAUUUGUAGCGAGCACGUACCCGAGACUCUCCUGGCUAAGUAUGUGCACGGCAUCUCGGCGCAUGGUGACGCGUAUUUCCAGUUCCGCAGCGAGUUUACGAAGCAUCUGGCCCUAUCAAGUUUCUUGUCGUAUGCGCUCUUUGUCGGAGACCGCGCCCCCCACCGCGUGCUUUUCUCACGUCGCAUCGGUCGAGUAGUGAGCACGGAGUUGCGUCCUGGGUAUGCCAGCAGCGGGCUUUUGGAGGCGGCGACGACAAUGCCUUUCCGCCUUACACGCAAUCUACAUAGCUUCAUGACACGCGCAGGAGUACAGGGACCAUUCAGUAUCGGGAUGACAGCCACUGCGGAAGCCCUUAUGAAUGAAGAGGAUAUCCUGAGCGAUCAGCUGUGUCUCUUCUUCAGAGAUGACUUGCUCUCAUGGCACGCGUCAAAGACCCGACUUUUGUCUCUUGAACCGCAAACUGCUGGACGUGCAUCGUCGCCUAAUGCGUCCCCUGGUCCGGCUUCACCGGCACUGACACAGAGACGCGUGGAACUUCAAGUGCAGCAGCGCGUGGAAGCAAACGUGAGUCUUGUAAUGGAGAGAAUCCGCGGAGUAUCGCUAAAGAAGGAGAACGACAAAGCUCCGCGAGGAAAGGGUGUCGAAGAACUGCUCGAGAUGGCGACAAGUCCAGAGCGGCAGCGGGAAAUGUAUCCCACGUGGUCCCCAUGGCUGUAA
This is a messenger RNA of Peronospora matthiolae, 13791 nucleotides long. Lineage: Eukaryota; Oomycota; Peronosporomycetes; Peronosporales; Peronosporaceae. The record is from the annotation of a GenBank genome assembly.